This is a messenger RNA of Trematomus bernacchii (emerald rockcod), 1740 nucleotides long. RefSeq names its product HIG1 hypoxia inducible domain family, member 1A (gene higd1a). The record is from RefSeq and is a predicted model, not a curated record. Lineage: Eukaryota; Metazoa; Chordata; Actinopteri; Perciformes; Nototheniidae. The transcript is spliced from 4 exons. The coding region runs from base 158 to 436 and encodes 92 amino acids. Gene Ontology annotation, cellular component: mitochondrion. Gene Ontology annotation, biological process: mitochondrial respirasome assembly.
GACGUUAGACCUACGUAGUACGGUAGUUACAUCACGUUGCCGGCUUGCCACUUCCUCCACACUACGUGCGAUCUGAAGCUCUGAAGACUGCUAAACAUUUGAGGGACAAUUUGUUUUCAGGCGAUUCAUUUGACGACACACCCCGUUAACAGUCAAGAUGUCUGAUUAUGAAGAGAAUGAAUCCAAGUUCAUGCGAAAGGCAAAGGAGAAUCCAUUUGUUCCAGUGGGAAUGGCUGGAUUCUUUGCCAUUGUGGCUUGGAGACUGAUGAAAAUGAAAAAUCGUGGCGAUACAAAAAUGUCAGUUCACCUGAUUCACAUGCGUGUAGGUGCCCAAGGCUUUGUGGUUGGUGCCAUAACCAUUGGGGUUCUGUAUUCAAUGUACAAAGAUUACAUUGUGAAACCCAGAGAAGAACAGAAAGCCUUGAAAGACAAGUGAACAUGGACUCUAAGAUGGACAUUUUAUAUCCCUUAAUAUUACCUCAUGUUAAGGUGUGUUGAAAGUUUAUUUGUACAGAUGUGUGAUAUAUUUUGUAUGCACACAUCCCCUUUAGCAGCUCACCUCUACUGUAAAUUGGUCUGUCCAAUUGAGUACCUCUAAUGCUUAUCCUCUAAUGCCUCCGUUUCACUGACUCAACUCACUUUUGGUUCCUUUACUCAAUUUCAAAUUGUACCCCUGAAAGAAUCGCCUCAUUGUAGGUUGGAUACUCCGCUGAUCGGCAUAGCAGAAUUGUGUGAAUCUGCUGUCAGAUCAUCAUCAACAUGAGAUUUUCGGGAUCUUUUCUUUUUCACCCAAAUAGAGGAACGUCUGCACUUUGUAAAAUGUCUUAGUGUACGACUUUGUAUAAAGGUUCAGCCAAUUGUUUUAGGGGUUUGAGUGAAUGAAAUAAAAGCGGUAUUUAUUGAUGUUAUCUUGGCUAUUUAAAAUAAGGCAGGUUUGAGCAAACUAACUAGUGUUCUGGAGCGUUUUAACUCCACCUAUUAUUUACAGCUCUUCCAGAAGAAGUGUGUUUUAAAUAUCAAAAACUACUAAGUUGGACUAGGCUAAGACUAUAUUUAAAACAACCACCAAUAGGAAAUCAGACAUUUCUCUUCUUUUUUUCUUUGUCUUACACCAGCGAUUUAUUUUUAUGUAAUUACGCAAGUAUUUUUGUCAAAUGGAAACUGAUUGCACCUUGGUCCACUUUAUUUUUAUUUUUUUAACGGACAUCCGAAUGCUUAGGGAGUUUUGCCAACAUCUGGUCUCAAACAAGGCCUGUGUUUAGACAUUAUGUAAACAACAAGGUCACAAAAGGUUUGCGACUCACCCAUAGGGACUCACCACAGUAUCAGAUAGUCACACACAUUUAUAAACUAAUCACACAGAAAUUAAAGAAGGAACAAAACAGGAAACAAAACCACAAAUAUCCUUUGUAUAAAUAAAAUGUGUGUUUUUAUUUCAUAUUUUUUACACAAAAUGAUUGCAAAGGCCAUGUCUUCUUCUUCACAUUUCUGUCAUAAUCUUGUGAUACACUGUGGUCCAAUGUUUCAGAAGAUUGACAAGUCUUCAUGGGACAUAUGAGACUAGGUUACUUGGGUACAUCUUCACACAAUUAAUGAUCAUUAUAUACUGUAGCCUACAUUGGGAUAUGCUUAAAUAGAUGCCUUGUUAAGUUAUUCACCAAGUUAAGUUUUGAAUGUUGUGUGAAAAUACGGAAAUAUUUCUUUUCUGGAAAUACAAAUAAAAGUCUUGUAAUUCUAAAA